Puntigrus tetrazona (Sumatra barb) is the source of this 2719-nucleotide messenger RNA. RefSeq names its product brain aromatase (gene cyp19a1b). Lineage: Eukaryota; Metazoa; Chordata; Actinopteri; Cypriniformes; Cyprinidae. The record is from RefSeq and is a predicted model, not a curated record. Bases 161 to 1657 code for a protein of 498 amino acids. The transcript has 10 exons. Gene Ontology annotation, molecular function: monooxygenase activity; heme binding; oxidoreductase activity, acting on paired donors, with incorporation or reduction of molecular oxygen.
ACGGGAUUUUAAAGCACUUUUGAAAAGAGGAAAGACUAUAUAUUGGGCUAAAACACCAGCUAAUGAACUUCGGGAUGAUGGAAGCACACUGACGGCAAGAUUGAGCUACUAAACAGCACAUUUGAAAAUGAAGCAGACGCAGAUGUAAAGAGAUAACGUGAUGAUGGAGCAGGUCGUGAAGGACACGUUUAACAUCUCUGAAGCGGUGCAGGGAACGCUACUGAUGCUGACAGGGACGUUAUUGAUGAUUCUGCUGCAUAAAAUAUUUACAGCCAAGAAUCAGAGGAGUCAUUCAGUCAUUCCAGGUCCGGGUUGGUGGCUGGGUCUCGGCCCAGUUCUGAGUUACAGCAGGUUUCUGUGGAUGGGAAUUGGCUCUGCGUGCAACUACUACAACGAAAAAUAUGGCAGCAUUGCUCGGGUCUGGAUCAACGGAGAAGAGACCUUUAUACUUAGCAAGUCCUCUGCCGUGUAUCAUGUUCUGAAGAGCAAUAAUUACACCGAGAGGUUUGCCAGUAAGAAAGGUCUCCAGUGCAUCGGCAUGUUUGAACAAGGCAUUAUUUUCAACAGCAACAUCGCAUUGUGGAAGAAAGUCAGAACGUAUUUCACCAAAGCUCUUACAGGUCCGGGCCUCCAGAAGUCAGUAGACGUGUGUGUCAGUGCAACCAACAAACAGCUUAACGUCCUGCAGGAGUUCACAGACCACUCAGGACAUGUGGAUGUACUCAAUCUUCUGCGCUGUAUCGUUGUGGACGUUUCCAAUAGACUCUUCCUAAGAAUCCCUCUCAAUGAGAAAGACUUGCUGAUAAAGAUCCACCGGUAUUUCAGUACAUGGCAGACGGUUCUCAUACAGCCAGAUGUUUUCUUCAGACUAAACCCCACUAAAUACCACUUGGCAGCAAAAGAGCUGCAGGAUGAAAUGGGAAAGCUUGUGGAGCAAAAGCGACAGGCCAUUGAUAACAUGGAGAAGCUGGAUGAGAUAGACUUCGCAACAGAGCUGAUAUUCGCUCAGAACCACGACGAGCUGUCUGCGGACGACGUGAGGCAAUGUGUGUUAGAGAUGGUGAUCGCUGCUCCAGACACCCUCUCCAUCAGUCUGUUCUUCAUGCUUCUCCUGCUGAAGCAGAACUCUGUCGUGGAGGAGCAGAUCGUACAGGAGAUACAAUCUCAGAUAGGUGAGCGGGACGUGGAGUCCGCCGACCUGCAGAACCUUAACGUUCUAGAGUGCUUUAUCAAAGAGUCACUGCGGUUCCAUCCGGUGGUGGACUUCAUCAUGAGACGAGCUCUGGAGGACGACUACAUCGAUGGCUACAGAGUGGCGAAGGGGACGAACCUCAUCCUGAACAUCGGACGCAUGCACAAGUCUGAGUUCUUCCAAAAACCCAACGAAUUCUACUUGAAGAACUUUGAGAACACCGUUCCCAGCCGUUACUUCCAGCCGUUCGGCUGCGGCCCGCGGGCCUGCGUCGGGAAGCACAUCGCUGUGGUGAUGACGAAAGCCAUCCUGGUGACCCUGUUGUCGAGGUUCACGGUUUGUCCCCGUUACGGCUGCACCGUCAGCACCAUCAAGCAGACCAACAACCUCUCCAUGCAGCCCGUGGAAGAGGAUCCCGACCGCCUGGCCAUGCGCUUCAUUCCACGCGCUCGGAACCAAACCUGAGCGCCUAAGAAAACACACAGGAAUAGAAACCUUUAAAGCCGCGCCGAGUGAUUUAUUUCGCCUAAGAGUGUAAAGUGGGCUUUCCAUGUAAAGACUGCAGUAGUAGUUGAACUUACCUCAAACUCGAUGUCGAUGCGUAGCAUUUGGUGAACUCUCAUCCAAAAAUGACAAUUACGUUAUUCGUUUCUCACCCUCAUGUCGCCUUUGUUCAUCUUCAAAAUUAAAAUUAAGAUAUUUCUGAUGAAAUUCGAGAGCUUUCUGACCCUGUAUAGUCAGAAACGCACCUGACACAUUCGGGGAACUGAAGGACAUUUCCAAAAUAGUGCUCAUUUUUGUGCAGAAAAUGUUUUCUUGUAGCUUCAUAUCAUUUGUCUUAACCACUGAUGUUAUAUGGACUGUUUUAACAAUGUCCUUGCUACGUUCUUGAACAUGUCAGUUGCUUUGCUGUCUAUCCAGGGUCAGAAAAUUAAUCUUAAUUUGUGUUCUGAAGAUGAACAAAGGCGUUACAGGUUUGUACCGACAUGAAGGUGAAUAAUUACAGGCAGAGUUUUCAUUUUUAGGUGAACUAUCCCUUUAAAAAGUGCUCUAGCUCACCUAGUUUGUAGUUGACAACCAAAACAUCUGUUUUGUCGCAAACUAAUUUACGAUACUACUAAAGUGAUUAUUUGCUGUAGUGCAUGCUCUGUAGUGCUGCAUCCGAACUAACCAAUUUAACGCGUUUAAACUACAUUUAAUGAGAAAGAUUUUUAUUUACUGGAACUGACUGUUAUGUGAAAAGUGAAUGAUAGGUAAAAGAAUGGAGAUGAACGGAGCGAGUCAAUGCUUAUGAAGAAAACUGUUAAGAUUUUUAUGAAAGAUUAAGAAGAUUUUCUUUGGAAUAAUGUUCACUUAAAAAAAAAAGUUUGUUUCAUGUUAUAAAAAAUAUUUGAUGUUGACUGUAGACACAAAAUAUUAUGAAAAUAGCAGGAAUGUUUGAUAGCUGUAUAUGCACUGCUUUUGCGGAAUAGGCCAAACUAUUUUUUUGUUUUUUAUUCCAAUAAAGUGUAUUGAUAAUUAGCUACA